Drosophila serrata is the source of this 2609-nucleotide messenger RNA. RefSeq names its product endoplasmic reticulum metallopeptidase 1. Gene Ontology annotation, molecular function: metalloexopeptidase activity. Lineage: Eukaryota; Metazoa; Arthropoda; Insecta; Diptera; Drosophilidae. Gene Ontology annotation, biological process: proteolysis. The record is from RefSeq and is a predicted model, not a curated record.
AUAUGGGCGCUAGAAGGGACAACCUGAUGAUCGAGCUGGAGGCGGAGAGGAAGCGACAGCCAGCCAAACCGUUCCCCUGGUACUACUCCCCCACCUACCUGCUCUUCUGGGUGGGGCUCUUUUUUGCCGUGAUAUAUCCCCUUUUCCAGGCUCUGCCCGCCGGCAUCAAGAUCUCGGAGGAAGCAGAUAAUCCGGGUAAAUUUGUGGCCGAAAGAGCUCAGUACAUGCUGCGGGAAAUAACUCAGAUGGGUCCGAGACUGGUGGGUGAUGUUAACAAUGAGGUCACCGCCGUGAAUUUCCUUCUCGAAGAAAUCGAAAAAGUGCGACAGGUACUUCGUGACGAUGUCUACGAAAUGGAAGUGGAGGUGCAACGUGCUUCCGGUUCCUAUCUGAUCAAGGGCUUCCUGAAUCACUAUAAGGGCGUACAGAAUGUGCUCGUCAAACUGAGUACGAGGAGUUCGAACAGCUCGUCAUAUCUGCUGGUGAACAGUCACUUUGACACCAAACCAGGCUCACCUGGUGCCGGAGAUGAUGCCUCCAUGGUGGUGGUGAUGCUGGAGGUGCUAAGGCAGGUGGCCAUUUCGGGGGAACCAUUUCUGCAUCCAAUCCUGUUCCUAUUUAAUGGCGCUGAGGAGCAACCCAUGCAGGGCUCCCACGGAUUCAUCACUCAGCACAGAUGGGCGGCCAACUGCAAGGCUCUCCUCAACUUGGAUUCUGCCGGCGCUGGGGGACGAGAUUUGUUGUUCCAGGGUGGGCCCAAUCAUCCCUGGCUUAUGGAACAUUACAGAAACAGCGCACCGCACCCGUUUGCCACAACGACCGCGGAGGAGAUGUUCCAGGCGGGCAUUAUACCUUCGGAUACCGAUUUCCGGGUCUUUCGUGACUUUGGAGUGGUGCCAGGCCUGGACAUGGCAAACGUUUACAAUGGCUUUGUUUAUCACACGGAGUUCGAUCGUUUCGCGGUGGUUUCUCGGGACUCCCUGCAGAACUCUGGCGACAAUGUGCUGGCCCUGGUGAAGAGUAUUUCCAAUGCUGAGGAAAUGUACGACACGGAGGCACACGCCGAGGGGCAUGCGGUGUUCUUUGACUUUAUCGGACUCUUCUUUGUCCACUAUCAGGAGUCGACGAGCACGGCCCUAAAUAUCUCGUUCUCCCUGGGGGCCAUAGUUCUCAUCUGUGUCUCCUUGUGGCGCAUGUCCAGGGUUUCCGAACAGACCAUGGGCACUUAUGCCGGCGCCUUUGGACUUUUGUUUCUGCUGGCCCUAGCCGGGAUUCUUCUGGCCCUGCUUUUUCCCGUGCUCAUGUGCAUCUUCUACGACUUGGGUGAUCGCACUCUGAGCUACUUCAGCAAUAGUUGGCUCGUCAUUGGUCUGUACAUAAUACCCUCGGUUAUAGGUCUUGUUCUGCCCAUGACGCUCUAUCUGACUCAUCGACGAAGUGACAAGAUCCCACACAAGUACCUCCUGCAGAUAGUGGGACAUGCGAAUUGCCUUCUCCUGGCCAUCAUGUGUCUGGCAUUGACCGCCCUUGGUUAUCGCAGUGCCUACCUUUUCCUAAUAUCGCUGAUUUUCUAUGUUGCUGCUCUGAUUGUCAACUUGCUGAGUAAGCUGCACUGUCGAGGUUAUCAUUGGGCUUUGGUUUUGAUGGUCAGCCAGAUAAUACCCUUUAUCUACCACGCCUAUCUGUUCCACAUGUUCAUACUCAUCCUCAUUCCCAUGGUCGGGCGCUUUGGCAUGAACACCAAUCCGGACUUGUUGAUAGGAGGGUUGUGUGCCUGCGGCACCAUUCUUGCCUUGUCCUUUGCGGCUCCACUCAUUAACAUUUUCCGGCGACCCAACUCAAUGCUGGGUGGCCUAUCGGUGGUCAUGUUCAUCUUCUGCAUGAUCGCCGUCUCGGAGGUGGGGUUCCCCUAUCGUGCCAAGACCAAUGUGAUGCGAGCGGACUUUAUGCAAGUUCAUCGCAAGUAUUUCGAGUACGAUGGCUCCAUGAGCCUCGAAGACUCCGGCUACUACUUCCACCUAGGGGAUCGGAAUCGAGAGGCACCGCUCCGAGAGUCCAUGGACCUGACAGGCCUGGUUCGCCUGGGCGAGAACUGUGACACGGAGCUGAUGUGUGGCCUGCCUUGCUAUCGCUUCUGUGCUUCCCGCAAGGAUGCCCUGUGGCUGGCGCGUGAGGAGCUCGUGCAGCUGCCCUAUCCCACGGUGCUGGAAUUGAGAAACAAGACGGUCCUUUCCGGGGGCUACCAGGUGCGCUUUGAUUUCCGCCUCUCUGGGCCACCGAAUAUGGGGCUUUUCAUCCUGCCGCUGGACGGCGUAAGGGUGCUCCACUGGACCUUCUCCCAGGGCAUGUUGGACAAUCCGGCCACCUACAGGCCGCCGUUGAAUGUGCUGCUCACCUACGGUGUGGAUACCACGCCCUUCGAGUUCUAUAUGGUACUUUCGAAGGACAAUGGUAACUUCGACGAGCCAGCGAUGAAAAUGGGCGUGUCCGGUCACUACAUGAGCCCGCAUGCCGAACGAGAUGCACUGAGCAAGGAGUUCUUGGCCACGCUGCCGGAGUUUGCCUUCUCUACGGAGUGGCCCAGCAGUUACGAACGCCAUAUAUUCUAG